Messenger RNA from Tuber melanosporum (Perigord truffle), 4947 nucleotides. RefSeq lists its product as uncharacterized. The record is from RefSeq and is a predicted model, not a curated record. The transcript has a single exon. Gene Ontology annotation, biological process: mitotic chromosome condensation. NCBI's taxonomy places the organism in Eukaryota, Fungi, Ascomycota, Pezizomycetes, Pezizales, Tuberaceae. Gene Ontology annotation, cellular component: condensin complex; chromatin; condensed chromosome. Bases 1 to 4947 code for a protein of 1648 amino acids. Gene Ontology annotation, molecular function: chromatin binding.
AUGUCGGUUGAUAAUGCGGUUGUGCAUCAUCACGCCACUCAUUCAGGUAGCGCGGCUUUUAACAUGUCGGAGUCCAUUUCUGCAUCUACUGCGCGGCAGGUAUCCGCUGGUGUUGAGCCACAAUUGCAUUUGGGGAUCACCAGUUUGGCCGGAGGUGUUGCUACCGGAAUGGUGGGUGGUUUGUUAGAGGGAGAGAGAGCGCAUGAAACUGAAGAAGAGCAGAGGAGAGUACGGAGACAGGAAGAGCAUAGAGAGAUGACCGAGGUGGAACAUAUGUUUGGGAAGGGGGAACUGGAGGAGCAGAGGAAAAGAGAAGAGAAUCGUGCGUUUGAGAUUUCACGCAUUCAGAAAGAGCAACAUGAGAGGGUGAUGUAUGAGGAGCGAGUGAGAAGGGAGGCGGCUGAACAGGAAGCAAGAGAGGUGGGACAAUUAAUUUAUGAGAAGCAAGAGGCUGAGCGGCUUCGUAAAUCACAGGAAGAGCGGCGAAUCCAGCUUGAUCUGGAGCUUCAACAAAAGCGCCGUGACGAGGAGGCGCUCGAACUUCAACGGAUCCAGCUCACCCUGGCUCGGGAGCGGGAAAACGAGACUAUCCGACGCAUUGAACAGGCAAGACAGGAAGAGAUUGCCCGCAAAGAGCGUCUCGCCAAGGAGGAGCGCUCCCGGAGAGAAGAGCAGGAGCAUGCUGCUGAAUACCGGCGUCGAAUGGAGAUGGAGCGGGAGAAAGCCCGUCUCCUUAAAUUUGAGGAGGAGCAGAGGACCGUGAUGGCAUUACAGUUCAAGAGAGAGGAAGAUGAAAAGAGGGUACAAUUGGAGAAGCAAAUCACUUUGGAGAGGGAGCAAGAGAGAGAAGUAAGGGCUGCGGAAGAGAAAAGGCGAAUGGCCGCUCUUUUCGAGAUGAGGAGGCUUGAGGAGGUGGAGUUUGAGAGGAGGAUGCUCAUGGGGAGAAUGCGAUCGAAACAGCUGAGAGAACAGGCGCUUCAGAGAGCCCAAAUUGAGUUUGAAACGGCGAGGGAGGCCGAGGAGAAGGGGAAGCGCAGAAUCCAAAUCCAGAUUGAAGCUGAGAAGGAUUUGCAAAGGAACCGGUUGGAAGAGGAAGACGAAAAGAGGCUGGCUGAACACUGUGAGAAGAAGAGGGUGGUGGGGGAGGUGGUGGGACUGCUACAUGCUCAGGCUGGAGCUGAGAAAUUGGAGACAAAUCUUCAGAAUCAGCAAAAAGACGAGCGCAGGCUGAAUAUGGAGGAGGAGAUGGCCACACUGCAGGCGCAAAUUGAAGCGGAGAAGGUUAGGGAGGAUCAGCAAAAGCGAGGGGGGGAGGAGAAACGUGAAUACGAACUCCAGCUCGAAGAACGCAAGCGCACCAUUGUGGUGGCCGAGGCGGAGCGUAGAGAUGCGGGAGAAUUCCAAGUGAAAGAACAGGAAAUCCAACUCGAGCACGAGCAAACAGCCGAAGAGGAACGCCUCAUCCAAAUGGAAGUUGAUCGCCGCCUCGCAGCUGAGCGUGCAGAGCAGGCACGCAUUGACCUCGAGGAGGAGGCCGCUAAGCUCAAAGCCCAGAUGGCCGUCCUUGCCGCUCAGCAGAAAGAGGCUCGUGAAGCCCGCCGACGCAAACGCAAGGCGGAUCCCAAUUAUCGUGAACGCGAAGUCAGUAGGAACCGGGAGCGGUCGAGGGAGCGCGAAACCGAGCGGGAGAAAGCGCGAAGGGAGCAAGUCGAGCUGAUACGGAAGAAUGCUGGUUUAGAUGAGAAGCCUAGCAAGAGCAAGAGGCGUGUUAGCUUCGCAGAGUUGCCGACGGAGCCGGUCGAGUUUAUUGAGCGUAGCUGGACGGUCCCUGGGGGUGUUCCAACGCUUGUGCAGACUGCACCAACUCCUCCGCCCGGGACUCCUAAGGCUAAAUUACUGGUCCAUGUCGAUCCUAGUGGUUAUUUCCCGCCGACCGAGAAGGAGAAAGGAGAGUCAAGGGAGCAAUUUGGGGCACAGGAGCCAGAGGGGCAGAGACUUGAGAUUGAGUCCCCCGAGGUAGUCGUUGCAAGCCCUCCCCCUGGUAGUCCCGAGGUCGGCUUUGGCAUCCUGGAUGAGGGGAUUGCCGUCGGAACGCCAUUUACCGGUAUUCCUGUCGCUCCGCAGCCAAAUAAUGCGGUAGAAAACGCCGAGACAGCUAUUGCUACCGGGAUCACCGAGGAGUCGCAAGAGACUAGGGAGGAGCGGCGGGGUCGCCAGAGAAGCAUCUAUUAUGGCCCCAUGCUCCCGGAGGGCUAUCAGUUUCCGGAUAAGGAGAUUGCCUUCGGAACGCCAUUUACCGGUAUUCCUGUCGCUCCGCAGCCAAAUAAUGCGGUAAAAACCGCCGAGACAGUCAUUGCUAUCGGGAUCACCGAGGAGUCGCAAGAGACUAGGGAGGAGCGGCGGGGUCGCCAGAGAAGCAUCUAUUAUGGCCCCAUGCUCCCGGAGGGCUAUCAGUUUCCGGAUAAGGAGAUUGCCUUCGGAACGCCAUUUACCGGUAUUCCUGUCGCUCCGCAGCCAACUAAUGCGAUAAAAACCGCCGAGACAGCUAUUGCUAUCGGGAUCACCGAGGAGUCGCAAGAGACUAGGGAGGAGCGGCGGGGUCGCCAGAGAAGCAUCUAUUAUGGCCCCAUGCUUCCGGAGAGCUAUCGGUUCCGAAGUGGACAGCAAGAGAGUUUCUACGGACCUGAACUGCCGACAGAUUAUUAUUUCCCCGCCAGACCUGGUCCAUCGGUGCCAGUUGCUGAGCCUGUAUCUUCUGGCCAGCCCCCGCCCUUGGCUUAUGGUCCCCGACUCCCGGAUAACUACAAAUCCCUUGAGCGCUCUGGUUCGGGGAGCUCGGAAGAGGGUCGAUUCCACUCACCCGCUGAGUUCACAGAGGUUCAGUUGGAGGAUUACUCGAAGCCAACACAGGCUUAUGGUAUGAUGCCUUGUGAUCUUGCGGAUAGUCUUAAAGCUAAUUUCUUCAUAGAUCAGGCUAUUUCGAGUGCAUCGUCGGUGUAUGCUGCUCCUCCUACGGGGGGAAUUAUGGACAAUGAACCUACCAUCACUACUUGUAGUACUCCAGUUUCACGACAGAAUGCCCAAUACAGCCGGGAAGGAUCACGUUCUGUUACUCCUACGCCACUAAGUCGGAGAUCUACCGAAGAGAAGAAACAGGAGGAUGCGGAUUUGGAAUUCACGGCGAUCGCAAUGGCAGCGGCUGAAGAUGCAGGGUUCAAUCCCGGGCUCGUUUUAGGUGAAGCGAUCACUGCAACCCCUGAAGCUACCAAGCCUCCUACGCCCGUUGACCAACGCUUCAUUGAGGAGGAAGAGACAAAGCACAACAGAAGCAGGAGUAUGUCGAGGAUUUCCGAAGUCUUGAGGAGUGGUUCCCGGUCCAAGUCUAGAAGACAGAGGACUGGAUCGUUGUUUGGGCGGUCGAAGACUACCGAUUCGGUGAGCUCAGAUUCACGAGCUGAUUCUAUGACUCCUGGCUCUGGCGGUGUUUCCUUGGAGUCCUCACCCCCUGCCCUUGAGAGGAGAUCUACAGAUACCGCCCGCAAGAUGUCUCUUACAGCUAAUGUGCUCUCGAGCAUGAGGAUACUUAGCGGCGGCAGUGAUAAGUCUCACUCGCAGGGUGUUCCGGGAGAAGCCGAACGUCGUAUUAGCCUUGAUCAAUCGCCCAAUACUCCUCAAUCUACGCCUCCAGCUUCUAUUAUGGAUGGAUGGCUAUCAGGGCGGAGAUCAAGAAAGAGCAGCGUCACAUAUCAUAGUGAUGAUUCUCAGAUGUUGGAGGAGACUGAGAGGCUCGCUGCCGGGUCUGGCACUGAGAGUAAGAAAGAAAAGAAGGAGCGUAUUGAGAGAGAGAAGAAGGAGAAGAAGGAAGUGAAAGAGAAGGAGAAGAGAGAGAAGAAAGAAGAGAAAGAGAGGUCCUCCGGUGAGGCUGGUUCUCCAGAUUCCGGGAAGUCUCGAUGGGGAGGCCUCUUCCACAAAUUGGGGGUUAAGCAGACGACUCCUGCUACCUCACCGUCUAAACCCGCCCUUGCAAGAGCAGUACAGAGGGUUGUGGAUGAUGCCGCUGCCAAAAUCCCACCGCAGCAAACCCACCCAGGGUCUGACGAGGGGGAAACCCAGACUCGGCCUACUACCUCCUCCGGUAAAUCAUUCCAUUCGUUCGCUGGAGUGUUUGGCGGAGGUAAACCAGACCAUCAUGCCACUGAUUCUGCUAGCGCUGCAUCAUCAUCUAUCCGUAAUGAGAGUCUCACCCCCCAGGAUCUUGGCAGAGCUUCUUUUGAUGCUAGUCAGUUAGAUCACGUCGAAGAACGCAUGGCAGCGACUUUCUCGGGUCCACAAGAGGGGGUGUCCAACGACGGAGUCCAUCCUAGGGGGGGUGUGAACAAGGGGACUAUUGAAAUAUCCGAUCAGGCCGGGAUCCAAGCGGGUGAGAAGAAGAAAAGGGCGAUUCCAGUUCCGCGCGGCGGUCUUAGGAGGAGAAGAAGUGAUGAGUUUCCGGAGCUAAUCGGAAGAGGGAGUCUAGAUGAGAGGGGGCUGCCGUCGCCCAUCCCGGAGCUCUCCGAGGGUCGUAACAGCUGGCGGAAUUCCAGGGACAUUGGGAUGAGCCUUGACCAGGUAGCAGGUAUCAACCGUGCCGAUGCGCGCACUCCGGAACAAAUCCCGCUUCCUACACCUGAUACGAAUGAGGACCGGGAGUUCCAGGGUCCGGAAACCAGAAUCCCGCAACUCUCAACGUCUUCUAGCCGGAAAGGACUUACUAGAAAGAAGAAGGCUGUUGACUUAGCAGCAGCCUCUUCUGAAUCCAUUGACUCACUUCCGGAGCAGCAUCAAGGUGGAGAUGUUAACGUUAACGACACAGAAGUCAGGAUGGAAAGCCGUUUGCCACAAAUUAGGAGGACAGAAAGCUUAAAGGUGAAGAUAACAAUCAACCCCCGGGACAGAAAACAGGUCUAA